AUGGCUGCGGCUGUUGCAAAUCAGGUUCAACCUGUUCGAUUUAGCAGUGGCCCAUCAGGGAGUGGAGUGACGCUCACAAUUUCAGGUCCAUCGACUACAUCACCUGCAAACAAUGUCGUCAACCGACGUCCUGUGGCAGGAACAUUCCGUAUUCAAGCGACUCCUACUGUACAAAUCCAACAAAUGGAUAUGAUGAUGAUGGGUGAUGGACCUGGUCGUCGACUGAGAAAGAAUGUGGCUAACGUUCGGAGGCAUGUCGAUUACGUCGCCACUGUACUUAAUCAUGCGGAGUCUCGACUUUGGCAAUACAAACGGUGGCAACGACCGGUGCAACAGCCCGACGAAUUGUACCAGAACACAGCAUUACCUGCCAGGUGUACGCCAGAGACACCAGUCGACUGUAUUCUUACAAAAUUUGUUAGAGCAGCUAUGAACAAAGUCAAAUGUCCAGUCUACAGUUUAUGUUGGACUCCGGAGGGCAAACGUCUGAUAACGGGUGCAUCAACAGGCGAAUUCACUCUUUGGAAUGGCACAGCAUUUAAUUUCGAAACUAUCCUGCAGACUGGCGCACCUUUAAAAACGGCACAUGAUUCGGCAAUUCGUGCAAUGACAUGGUCACAUAAUGAACAAUGGCUGGUAUCUGCAGAUCAUGAAGGAUUCAUAAAAUAUUGGCAACCAAAUAUGAAUAAUGUGCACAUGUACCAAGCACACAAGGAUGAACCUGUCCGCGGAUUAUCUUUUGCACCAACGGAUGUCAAAUUAGCUUCUGCAUCUGAUGAUGGGACAGUACGCAUUUGGGAUUUUGCUCGAUGUAUCGAAGAAAGAGCGAUGCGAGGUCAUGGAUCCGAGGUGAGAUGUGUGGGCUGGCAUCCAUCCAAAGGAAUGAUUGCCACUGGUUCAAGAGAUUCACAACAACCUGUAAAGUUAUGGGAUCCAAGAACAGGCGAUUGUCUGACAACACUGCAAGAUCACAAGAGUUCCGUUAUGGCUGUGGACUGGAAUCGCAAUGGUAACUGGUUGUUAACAGCUGGUCGUGAUCAUCUUGUAAAACUCUACGACAUCCGUUGUAUGAAAGAAAUGUUUUCAUAUAAGGGGCACAAGAAAGAAGUAACGGCAAUUGCUUGGCAUCCAGUACACGAAGGAUUAUUUGUGUCUGGUGGAGGUGAUGGUUCAAUCGCGUACUGGCUAGUAGAAAAUGAGAAGGAAGUGGCUUUCCUCGAACACGCUCAUGACCAAGCUGUCUGGGCGAUGAAAUUCCACCCGAUGGGGCAUAUUCUAGCUACAGGAUCAAACGACAACAACACCAAGUUCUGGGCGCGUAAUCGACCAGGAGAUACGCAAGAAGAUAUUUUUGGCUUGGCGUCCUUUACCACUAAUAUGGUCGGUGCUUUGGAUAAGGAACGCGAACCAAAGAGUGCUGCAAUUCGCCUAGAAGAUGAAUAUAUGGCUCCAGUAAUUCCAGGAAUGGGUUUGGAUGAUGAAGUUGUCGAAAAAAUGAACCGAGACAUUACAUCAAACCCAGCCACUGCUCAUCAUACUAUGUUGCUUAUGCCGGAGGAUUUGAAUGCACGACAUCAGCAUAAUGCAAAUAUUGGAGCAAAGAAAACAUUGAUUAAACAACCACCACCGAAGAAAGCUCAACGUCAGUUCGAACGCAUGUGGAAUGUAUCCAAACCUGGUGGCCCCGGAUUCGACGACUACGAUGAGGAAGUUGAAGAUGAGUUUUUCCAACAGCCACAACAGAAACCACGACAAGGACUUCUUGGACAAGCUCCACCUCCGAUGACAAUGCUUGCACAAACUGUCAAAGCCCAGUCUGCAGCGGCAAUAGCUGCCGGAUUUGCCGGAGGAUUUGCAGGUGCCCAAAAACUCGGUCUAUUACCUCCAGGAAUGCCACCUGGAUGGAAACCAGGGUCGACGCAGUCAAAUGCGAAUAGUGCAAGCUCCGACGAUAAGUCAACACCUACAAAACCACCUUUGUCUAGUCAGCAACAUCCACCGUCAGAACAAGGACGACCUCCAAUGCCUUCUCACCGACCUCCAUUACUUCCAAAUGCUCCGGGUCAACCCAAUGCGGGACCACCGUCAACCCCACCCGGUGGCCAGAAUCAUUCCGGGGGACCUCCAUCUAGAACUGCGUUACCGAUGCCUCCGCAACGUCCUUCAUUUCCUGGAUUGCCUCCAAAUAUUCCUCCCGGUAUGACUCCUCAGAUGUUGGCGGCUGCUGGAGUUUGGCCUCCUGGAAUACCUAUGCCUCCUUCAAUAGCUCAAAAGCAACAACAACAGCAGCAGCAACAACAACAAUCAGUUACGCAAAACGUUGACUCGGAAGACAUGGAAGAGGACCAUGACUACCGAAUGGCACCUAGUUCUCAUUCAUCUGGAGAUGUUGAUCUUAGAGCAAAUCAGUCACGACCACAACCGAGAGGUCCACCUCCAGGUCAUCGUCCAGCGGAUAACAGAAUGGGACCACCGUUAGACAUGAGAAGACCACACAACGACAUGAAUCAUUCUGCUGUUGAUCAGGAUCAAAGGAUACGAAGCCAAGAUGAUGACAUUCGCGAUCCUCGACGAAGACCUUUACCUCAGGAACCGCUCCCGCUGCCACCGCAGCACAGUGCCUCGAUGCCAGCCCCACAUGGCAUGCCUAUGCAGUCACAUCCGCCCAAUCUCCAUAACCAACAAGGUCCAGCUCCACAGAUGAGUGGUAGACCGUGGAAUGCUCAACCACAAAUACCACCAUCUAACUCGCAGUACGAUUCACAGUACGAUUCGCAAUACGAGGAGCCUCACGAGAAAUACGACAACUGGAGGCAUCCUUCGGGGUCUAGGCAUCAAGGGAAUGGAUACUAUGGUGGGAACAAACAAGAGUACGAUCGUGACCGAGAAUACGACCGAGAUCGAGGUAGGGACGGCGGUGGACCGAUGAGAGGCGGAUCGAGGGGACGGGGAAGGGGUCGAGGAAGACCGUACUAG
Messenger RNA from Necator americanus (New World hookworm), 2976 nucleotides. RefSeq lists its product as uncharacterized. The coding region runs from base 1 to 2976 and encodes 991 amino acids. Lineage: Eukaryota; Metazoa; Nematoda; Chromadorea; Rhabditida; Ancylostomatidae. The transcript has 25 exons. Gene Ontology annotation, cellular component: mRNA cleavage and polyadenylation specificity factor complex. The record is from RefSeq and is a predicted model, not a curated record. Gene Ontology annotation, molecular function: protein binding.